Molecule: messenger RNA, 2491 nt
Organism: Zerene cesonia (dogface butterfly)
Lineage: Eukaryota; Metazoa; Arthropoda; Insecta; Lepidoptera; Pieridae
Exons: 2
Coding region: 358-2388 (676 amino acids)
Cellular component (GO): nucleus
Molecular function (GO): zinc ion binding
Source: RefSeq, a predicted model, not a curated record
CUGCGACAAGGGCAUAGACAUUCGACACUUCGAAGUAGAAAUAACACACAAUAUGUAUAUAUAUUAACCAGUUCUUAAUCUGUGAUAUGUAUAUAAAAAAUAAUGUAACCAUAAUAUAACUAGUGUUUAUCAGACAUAAUAUUUCGGGUAUGCUUAAAGUGGGUCAGCUGGUAAAGGCACUUAAAUAAAUGUCGUUAUUAAUAUUACAAGUUGAAUGUAUAAGAAAUAAAGCACUUAAAUAAUAAAGUUGCUUGAGAUACUCUGCUAUAGUUGUGCUAUUGAAAUUUAGAAACCAACAUGGCCGUAAAGAUGUGUUAAAUUUUGUGAGAAAGUACGUGUUUCUAUAUUUUGUUUAACAUGGCUAAACGAAAAUCAGUAAAGAAGAAUGUCAAGGAAAUAAAAGCAGCAUCAGGGAUUGCCACAAGUACAAAAUCAAAUGUAGAACCGACUAAACAUGUUGAAGAAACUGUGAAUGCUGAAGCUCUGCCAUUGAGUUCUGCUAGCCUUGUUAUGAUGAAAGUGUGUAGAUUAUGUGAAACGAAAGAUGGUCCGUUUCAUAAUAUAUUUGGUGCUGAAAAUAUGACGGCCAAGAAAAUUGAUGACAUUAUGCCAUUUGUGGUGGCUGAAAAUGAUGAUCUACCUCAUAAAAUAUGUUUUCGAUGUUCAGCAAAAGUGGAGGAAUUGUAUGAAUUCAUACAGAAAUGUAUUAAAACACAGGAUAAUUUGCGAAAGGCGUUGGGCAAAAGUGAGCCAAUUUCACAGAAAGUAAAACAGAGAACUCUAUGGGAAGAGAAGUUAAAUGAAUCCAAUAUGUCUAAUGAUGACAUUUGUAAUGCUCUUAUACGAAAAGCAAUGGAAGGUAUUAAAGACAUUCCCAUUAUGCCCCUUAAAGAGAAUGAGAAGGAAGACUCAAAGAAAGAUUUGAAAAAAGAUAAAGAAAAUAAAAGUAAAGAACCUGAUGUGAAAAGACAUACAAGACACACUCAACAUCUUCCAAAGGAUGAUGAUAAAGAAAAAGAAGUAUCUAAAUUGUCUAAAAACUUGGAUAAUGAAUCUGUAAAAUUAGAAACACCAAAAGUUGAAAAAUCUGGACUGAAACCAACUACAACAAAUGCUUUAAGUUUUGACUUUUUCCCUAGUGAGGAGAAGAAGGAGGCACCUAAACCUUUUAAUAUUAUGGAUCAUGUCAGUACAAUAAAAGUGAAUGGAGUUGGUAUUUUAUUUCAGUGUAAGUUAUGUAAUCGAAAUUUCCUUAAAAAAGAAGUUGUUAUGUCACAUGGCUGUUCAAAAAAUGGUGGCAAAAAGAUUGUCGAAGAAGUUAAAACAAUAACACCAGAGCCACCAAAAAUACCAUUGAUAAAAUACAUUAACACAAAACCCAAAAAUGAAUUAACAAACAUGGCAAGUAAUUCACCCAUAAGUAUUGAUGAUGAUGAAGAUGAAGAUGAUAAACCUUUAGUUCUUAAAAAGCCUAAACCCAGAAUUGGGCCAGCUAGUAAAGUAAGACGAAAUGAAAACAAAUCACCCACACCACAAAUGUCAUCUUUGACCACAGAAGAAACUGCAAAAACUAUUGUGAAUGCAUUUUCAAUGUCUCAUCAGCAACCCAGCCCUAGUCCAUUGAGCAUUCAAGCCCCUUCUCUUCAACUUCCAAUGGGUUCCCUAAUGAAUAAUAGAUAUAAGAUUGUUCCUGGUCCAAAUAACUCCAUUAUGCUUAUCGAAGAUAAAACAGUUUCCACAACAGAUUCAACAGCAGAUGCGUCUAAAAGCGAACAAUCUGAUAACACUUCAGCUCAGAAGAAUGUGGACAAAUCAAGUCAUGUUAAACCUUCAAUAUCUCCCAGCGAACAACCAUAUCCUGUUAGAUUAAUUAAAAAAGUUUCACAUGAAUCUCCAUACCCUACAUUGCUUGAAUCUUUCACAACGCCAGCUAUGAAAAAGCAUUCCUACACAGUGGUUCAAACUGGGAACCCCAGCAAACUGUUAAUAUCUGCAAAACCACAGCCUGUGGAAGAACAGUCGAAGAAGAGGGCAAGAAAAUCACCCCCCGGUGAGCUUAAUCAAAACAAACCCUACAUAAAUGCAGUGGAAUCAGAUAAUCAACCUAAGAAUUCCGGAUUUUUCACGUUUGUUAAUGUUGAUCCAUCAUUACAACCUGUAUAUGUACUACCCACCAAUAAUAUAAUACAAGAAUCGCAAAUAUCGACGUCAACAACUGCCAAAGCAAUUGACAAAGCGAAAGAUGAAUAUUCAUGUAACAUGUGUGGAGAAAAGUUUUCAAGAGAAAAGAAAUUACUCGCACACAUACAAAGUCAUUAUAAUAAAAUGGAUGAAGAAGACCAAUUAAGAGCACAGAAAAAUUCUAAAAAACGAAAGACUAACACAUAGGUGUACAUUAAAUGUGUAUGUUAUAUUUUUGUUUUAAUAAUAUGCAUUUACAUACUUUUGUUUUUAAGAAUAGAUUAUUCAUUAAAUUGUUUAUAUUAUUUCA